GGCAAAGAUUCUAAACACACAUCACAUGCACUUGAAGGUGCGAUCCCAAAGCCAAAUCACCCGAAGAUGCAUUUAAAUAGCAUCUGAAGGGUUAUCACAAAAUUGCAUCUGAAGGUGUGUUAUAAAAUUGUACUAGGUAGUACAUCACAAAAUCGAAGUUAGCUUCUACCACAAAAUUCAAAUUCACAUGGCCAACGUAAUUUAAGCAAAAUAUUAAGAGAUCACAUUGUAAGAUUAUUUAACCAAUCAAACCUUUAAAAGAGAGCAAGUUAUUGAAUAGUAUAAUUUUACAAAAUAAGCACAGUUUCUAUAGUACACAUUUUUCAAAAUUGCACAACAAUCAGAGCAGAACCUUUUAGAGAUCAAAUUCUUUUAACGAUUUGUACCCUUAUUUUCAAAAACUAUACAAAAAGAAUUUUUGUUACCAUAACAUAUUUCUAUAAUUUUACCAAAAUUAAAUAAACGGGUGUUAGGUCACUUGCCUCCAAUUAAUUCGAGUAUUGUUCAGUCAAACGACGGGUAUCAAAUUAAUCAACAGAAACUAACUUACCAAAUAAAAUAUCAUUACAAGAACAAGACACGAAAAUUAUCAAAGUUUACUAGGUUGGAUUGAGUUUCUAAAAAGACGUCCAAUCUCUCCGACACAGGACUAAUUACUUCAUAAGAAACAUUGCGUUUAACAAGUAACAACCAACAACAUAAUUUGGAUAGGAUCAAAUAGAAUAUUAGCACCAGCCUAAAUAUUCCGAACCGUUGGCUUGGAUUCAACCGUUUAUAAAUAUUCCGAACACUGCCAUCAUCAAAUCGUUUUUCCUUUCGCUUCUCCCCUGCUUCAAACUCUGUACUCUGUUUCUUGACGCGACAACGGCACAUCGUCUCGCUUUUCCGAUUUCUGGUUCUGGGAGAGAGAGAGAAAGAGAGAGAGCGCGAACGAGAUGGAGUGGGCGCUUCUGCUGUGUCUCCUCGUCCUCUUUGUCUCCGCGUCCCCUGCAGCUUCCUCCGCCGACGCCGGGAUGUCCAUCUCGACGGGCAGCGGCAGCGGCAUCCUCGACCGCAUCGCGUGGGACAGCAACAUGACCCUCCUCGGCGAGGCGUCGCUCAAGAACGGCACCAUCAGCCUCACCUGCGACACCCUCACCACCGGCAUCGGCGCCGGCCGAGCCCUCUACUCCCGCCCGGUCCGCUUUCUUGAUCGCGCCACCCGCGCCCCGGCCUCCUUCGCCACCACCUUCACAUUCUCCAUCCGACCCACCACCUGCUCAUCCUCCACCUCAGACUCCGCCCGCCACCUCGCCCCCUUCCCCUGCUUCGGCGACGGCCUCGCCUUCCUCCUCACCUCCGACCCCCGCUUCCUCGGCGCCGCCAACGGCUUCUUGGGCCUCUUCUCCGACAGAUCCGCCGCCGCCGACCCCGCCACCGUCGCCGUAGAGUUCGACACCAACCUCGACCCCCUGCUCCGCGACAUCGACGACAACCACGUGGGCGUCGACGGCGGCGCCAUCUUCUCCACCGCCGCCGCCCCCGCCCGCAACGCCGGCGUCGACCUCAAGCGGGGGGUGCCCAUGACGGCGUGGGUCGACUACCGCGCCGCCCGCAAGACGCUGCGGAUCUGGCUUGGCUACUCGCGCUCGCGCCCGCCGUGCCCGCUGCUCGUCGCACCCGUCGACCUCUCCGCGCUCCUCCGAGAGUUCAUGUACGUCGGCUUCUCCGCCUCCAACGGCCGCGGCGCCGCCCUUCACCUCGUGGGCAACUGGAGCUUCCGCACCUUCGGCUUCUCCUCCUCUUCACGUUCCGCUCCUCCCCCACCUUCUUCACCAGCCGACGGCAAGGACAGCAGCACCGGCAGCGAUGAAUCACUGAAUCCUGGCGAUGAGAUCAGUCCUCCGCCUCCCUGUCUGCCUCGGUGGGGUCCGGUCAUCGGGGGCAUUGCCGGCGUUCUCUUCUUGAUUGCAGCAUCGACCACGGUGACUCUCUGGUGCCGUUUCCGAUGGAACUUGGACUGCGGCGACUGCAACUGCGGCGGUGAUGACGGGGCCAGCAGCACCAGGAGCAGAAAACACAGCUCGGUGAACGGCGAACCAAGGAUGAAAGUGCCGACGAGGAUUUCUUUGGACGAGGUAAUGUCUGCGACCACAGAAUUCCACGACAGCAACAUCUUGGGCCACGGCGCCUCCGCCACUGUGUACCAAGGGGUGCUGCCCUCUGGGUCAAACGUCGUCGUCAGGCUGCUGUCUCCGCUGCCGCCGCAGCCUUCGUCGUCGUCGACGACCGCCCAAGAUACGUGCUCCCGAUCUUCUGGUGAUGCUAGUACUACCUACUUUAGUUGCAGCUAAUACAAUACGCACGUAUAUGAAUAUAUUCCAAUAGAAUAAAUUGC
Messenger RNA from Ananas comosus (pineapple), 2377 nucleotides. Its product is annotated as L-type lectin-domain containing receptor kinase S.6-like. The record is from RefSeq and is a predicted model, not a curated record. The coding region runs from base 936 to 2333 and encodes 465 amino acids. The transcript has a single exon. Lineage: Eukaryota; Viridiplantae; Streptophyta; Magnoliopsida; Poales; Bromeliaceae. Gene Ontology annotation, molecular function: carbohydrate binding.